AAACACAAACCAGACCAUGUAUCCCAAUGUUUUCUUACAGGUUUAGUCAAUUUCAACGGAUAGUUUUGUAAAUCGUUGUAGGCUUUUAUUUUGAAACAGCGCGGAAAACCCGGAAGUAAAGCACGGAUCUAGCACUCCUUUACAUUGUUAUCGUAUUUGCAAAGCGGUGCAGAAUAAGCAGUUUUAGUUUACUGCAAUUGUUUCUAAAACCGUAAUCCCACCAUAAACGAGAUGACAGUGCCAGUGGUGAACCUUUCUUUUGCUGCGUGUGGAUUCCUGGGUAUCUACCAACUGGGCGCAUGUGGAGCCAUCCUGAGACAUGGAGACAAGCUGGUGAGCUCUCUCAGGGCAUGUGCCGGGGCAUCUGCUGGAGCUCUGGUGGCUGCAGUGAUGGUCACUGCUCCAGACAAACUACAGAGUGUCAAAGAAUUUACCUUCAGAUUUGCAAAAGAUGUCAGAAGCCAGAGGUUUGGAGCUGUGACACCUGGAUAUAACUUCAUGCUUACACUCAGGGAGGGAAUCGAGGAGUUUCUGCCUGGCGAUGCCCACAUUAAAGCAGGCAAUCACCUUCACAUCUCUAUAACACAUUCAAAAAGUGGCAAGAACACCGUCGUGUCCAGCUUUGCCUCCAGGGAGGACCUCAUAAAGGCACUCUUGGCCAGUAGUUUUGUGCCCGUCUAUGCUGGAAUCAAACCGGUGGAAUGGCAAGGACAGAAAUGGAUUGACGGGGGAUUCACGGAUAGUCUCCCCAUCCUGCCAGAGGGACGUACCAUCACAGUCUCCCCCUUCGCAGGUCCCCAAGACAUCUGCCCAAAACACAGAGGGCUCAUGAACCUCCACCUCAAACUGGCCAACAUGGACGUAAUGUUUUCCAAGGAGAACAUCAUCAGGUUAAACCAGUCCUUAUUCCCUCCGUUAGAGGAAAGGAUGAACCAGUAUUGUAAAGAGGGUCAUGACGAUGCAGUGAGGUUUCUGAAGAACGAAAACUGGAUCCAGUAGUGUUGUAUUUCAGUAACAUCCCAGUCCAAUGGAGCAGUCCUGGAACUUGGAUCCUUCCCCUCCCAGUUGGUGGAUUUCCCUACUGCUCAGAGACAGAUCGAAGCACUUUCUGAGGACUGAGAAUAUGGGAAGUCCUUUAUCACUCGACUGAAAUAUAAGGCUUACCAGAACCUUUCAUGGAAACGCCUCGUCUCUUAUGCAUGAGGACAUUUAGAUAAUCUGAGCAAUUUAUCUAGUAAUCUACUAUUCUAUUCGAUACGUUGACUGGUUCUGACUUCCCAUUUGCAUUCCUAUAAAUAUACCCUACUAAACCACCGCAGAUGCAAACUAAAGCCUCUCUGCACCUGCACUUUUUAGGUUGAGUAUUUUUACUCCUAUAAAAAAAAAGUAACCUAUUAACAAAAAAUAUUGUUUUAACCGAAAAUGUGACAUCUGGCUGUUCGGCCUCUGUUGACCUGUUCUUCUGAAGCUGUAUCAGACCGUACCUUUCU
This is a messenger RNA of Oncorhynchus mykiss (rainbow trout), 1490 nucleotides long. RefSeq names its product patatin-like phospholipase domain containing 4 (gene pnpla4). Gene Ontology annotation, cellular component: cytoplasm; lipid droplet; membrane. Gene Ontology annotation, molecular function: triacylglycerol lipase activity; retinyl-palmitate esterase activity. Gene Ontology annotation, biological process: triglyceride catabolic process; lipid homeostasis. Lineage: Eukaryota; Metazoa; Chordata; Actinopteri; Salmoniformes; Salmonidae. The record is from RefSeq and is a predicted model, not a curated record.